Sycon ciliatum is the source of this 891-nucleotide messenger RNA. RefSeq names its product carboxypeptidase N subunit 2-like. Gene Ontology annotation, molecular function: protein binding. The coding region runs from base 1 to 891 and encodes 296 amino acids. The record is from RefSeq and is a predicted model, not a curated record. Lineage: Eukaryota; Metazoa; Porifera; Calcarea; Leucosolenida; Sycettidae. The transcript has 12 exons.
AUGAUUUGUAAGAAAUGGUUUGCUCCCCACACCGGAGCUCACGCUAUCACCGAAGUCAGAACCACUAAUUCUUACAUAGGACCGAAGAGAAGAAGGUAUUUCUGGGAUAACAAACUUGAUCACCUACAUGCCGGGCUGUUCAACGCGACAACCGAAUUAGAAUCCCUAUAUCUCAAGAAUAAUCAACUUGUUGACCUACCUGACGGGCUGUUCAAAGCCACAACCGAAUUACAAACCCUAGAUUUGAGAGGUAAUCAACUUGUUCACCUACCUGUCGGGCUGUUGAGCGCCACAACCAAAUUACAAAAGCUAGAUUUGGAUGAUAAUCCACUUGUUAACCUACCAGCCGGACUGUUUAAUGCGACAACCAAAUUGGAAUACCUAUAUUUGAGCCGUACUCAAUUGGAUUACCUACCUGCAUGGCUGUUCGACGCCACACCCAGAAUAAAGGUCAUAUAUUUCUGGGGUAAUAAAUUUGAUCACCUACAUGCCGGGCUGUUCAACGCGACAACCGAAUUAGAAUCCCUAUAUUUCAGGAGUAAUAAACUUGUAGACCUACCUGACGGGCUGUUCAAAUCCACAACCAAAUUACAAAUCCUAGAAUUUUAUGAUAAUAAACUUGUUCACCUACCUGUCGGGCUGUUCAACGCCGCAACCAAAAUACGAAAGCUGGUUUUCUACUGGAAUAAACUUGUUCACCUACCAGCCGGGCUAUUCGACGCCACAACCGAAUUGAGAAGCCUGAAUUUGGCCCAUAAUCAACUUGUUCACCUACCUGACGGGCUGUUCAAAGCCACAACCAAAUUACAACACCUGUUUUUGCAUUCUAAUAAUCUCCGCUAUCUUCCCAGUGGAGUGCCUCAAGACACACCUCACUUAAUUAAUCUGUAA